Aureococcus anophagefferens is the source of this 1404-nucleotide messenger RNA. RefSeq lists its product as hypothetical. Gene Ontology annotation, biological process: transmembrane transport; monoatomic ion transport. The record is from RefSeq and is a predicted model, not a curated record. Lineage: Eukaryota; Pelagophyceae; Pelagomonadales; Pelagomonadaceae. Gene Ontology annotation, cellular component: membrane. The annotation marks the transcript as partial. Gene Ontology annotation, molecular function: monoatomic ion channel activity. The transcript has a single exon.
AUGCGCGACGGCGUGCAGGAGCUCGCGCGCGCGCCGAAGAAGAAGAUCCACGGCAACUCGUGGAUGGUGCUCCACCCCCACGCGCCGGUCCACGCGGACUGGGAGCUCUGGAUCACGCUCAUGCUCGUGCUGACGCUCGUGCUUCUACCCCUGACGCUCGCGUUCGAGCAGCUCGCGUGCUCGCUCUUCUACCUCACGCUGUCCAUCGACGCGUUCUUCGUCAUGGACAUCAUCAAGCAGUUCAACACGGGCUUCGUCGACGAGAACACGACCAUCGUCAUGAGCCGCUACCGCAUCUCCGUGCGCUACCUCAAGUCGCUCUUCCUCUUCGACCUCGUGUCGUCGUUCCCCUACGACGUCAUCUCCUGGGGCGACCAGUGCAAGGCGACGGACCAGCGCUACGCGCGGGCCGCGCGGCUCCUGAAGCUGGUGCGCCUCUUCCGCAUCAUGAAGCUCUUCCGGCUGCUGCGGUUCUCGAAGACGUUCACGAUGCUCCGGAACCUCGUCAUGCACUACGAGGACCGCUACCACGUCGUCAUCCCGGAGUCGCUCAUCAAGAUGACGCAGCUCCUGCUCAUGCUCCUCAUCGGCGCGCACUGGAUCGGCUGCAUCCAGUUCAUGAUCGUCGCGACGGCGGGCUUCCCGCGCGACUCGUGGGUCCGCUUCGCGAAGCUCGAGGACGCGCCCGUGUCGCGCCAGUACAUGUGGGCCUACUACAAGGCGCUCGCGCAGAUGAUCGUCAUCGGCUUCGAGACGCCCGCGGCCGUGAACCAGUCCUGCGAGACCGUGCGGCAGUGGUGCGCCGUGGAGCACUGGCUCACGCUCGUGGCCCUCUACUUUGGCGCCAUCUUCUACUCGCUGCUCAUCUCCAACAUCUCCAUGAUCGUGCUCAGCACGAACGUCGGCGCGCGGACGUACCGGGACAAGGUGCAGCAGGUCAACGAGUACAUGCGGUCCAAGUCGCUGCCCGCGGCGCUCCGCGACAAGGUCAAGGACUUUUACACGGUCCAGUACUCCGAGGGCAAGAUGUUCGACGAGGACAAGAUCCUCCGGGAGCUGAGCCCGUCGCUCCGCAACGAGAUCCUGGCCUACAACACGCGCGACCUCUUCUCCAAGGUGCCCCUGCUCUUCACGGCGCCGGAGAACUUCGUCAAGGCCGUCGUCCCGACGCUCACGCUGUCCGUGGGCCUCGAGGGCGAGAAGAUGAUCCACGAGCACACGACGGGCGACAAGAUGUACUUCAUCUACAGCGGCGUCUGCGACAUCACGCAGGGCCAGGGCGAGCACUGCACGACCAUCGAGACCAUCGCCGACGGCUGCUACUUCGGGGACUGCGCCGUCAUCCUGGGCUGCCAGCGCACGGCGAACGUCACCACGAAGACCGUGUCCAUCGUCUACUCCAUG